GGCGGAUUGUGUCAUUUUAGGCAAUCGUACAUGACUUAAAUUUUUGAGGUGAUCUUUUGUGGUUAUGAACGUAAGCCACAUAGGCCCUCAUAGGGUAUUAGAUCGUUACACAAACAAACCUAUGCCCUUAGAGAAUUCCCAUGUUCAGUCAGAAACCCAUCCACCUCUUCAAACGCUUUCCCUCCUCUUUUCCAUUCUCUUCACUUUCACCUUCCAACUACCUUAACUGGCAUCUCCAAUCUCUCCUCUCCAACCAAACUUCAACUCUCCCACACCUCUCUCAAUCCCACGCUCUCAUUAUCACUUCUGGAAACUCAAACAACGUUUUCAUAGCCUCAAAGCUCGUCUCUUUCUAUGCCUCUCUCACCAAACCCGAAUCUUCCACCAAAGUAUUUGAUUCAGUUUCUCCCAAAGACACAUUCCUCUGGAACUCCAUAAUCAAAACCCACUUCUCCAAUGGCAGUUACUCCAAUGCCCUCGAGUUCUUUACCCAAAUGCGAGGCUCCGAGUUGGGUCCCAACCAAUUCACUCUUCCAAUGGUUGUUGCUUCCUGCGCCGAGUUGAGGUUGCUAGACCAUGGCAAGACUGUUCAUGGGCUGGCUUCAAAACUCGGCCUUUUCGCGGGGAAUCCCGCAGUUGGGUCAUCUUUUGUCUACAUGUACUCGAAAUGUGGUCGAAUGGGGGAUGCAUGUGUCGUGUUCGAUGAAAUUACUGAGAGAAAUGUGGUGUGUUGGACUGCGGUUAUAAUUGGGUAUGUGCAGAAUGGUGAGAGUGAGAAAGGUUUGGAGUGUCUUUGUGAGAUGCAUAGGAUUGGUGGAGAUGGUGAGAGGCCAAAUUUUAGGACACUGGAAGUUGGGUUUCAAGCUUGUGUGGGUAUGGGAGCUAUAGGAGAAGGUAGAUGUUUACAUGGUUUUGUUGUGAAAAGUGGAAUUGGAUGUUCAGAAGCUGUUAAGUCUUUGAUUUUGUCUAUGUAUUCCAGAUGUGGGACACCUGGUGAAUCCUUGGUUUUGUUUCGUGAAUUAAGAAAUAGAGAUCUUCUAUCAUGGACGUCGGUUAUUGGUGCUUAUGCUAGAUCUGGGUUAGUGGCAGAAUGCUUGUGUUUAUUUUGGGAAAUGCAGGGUAGUGAUAUUGUUGCGGAUGAAAUUGUUGUCAGUUGCAUGCUUUCAGGGUUUAGAAAUUUGACAAAUAUCAGGGAAGGAAAAGCAUUCCUUGGAAUAGUGACAAGGCAAAACUAUGGAUCAACUCAGAUGGUUUAUAGUGAACUGGUAUCCAUGUACUGCAAGUUUGGGUUAUUGACUCUUGCAGAGAAGCUUCUUAGUGAAAUGCAGCAUUGGGACAAAGAGUGUUGUAAUAAUAUGAUUUGUGGCUAUGCUAAGGUGGGACUGCCUGCAAAAUGUAUAGAAAUUUUUGGGAAGAUGCAAUAUUUAGGCAUUGAAGCUGAUUCUAGUAGCUUGGUGUCUGUGAUUUGUUCAUGCUUCCAGUUGGGGGCGAUCCAUCUUGGCCAAUCAGUUCAUGGCUACAUGAUUAAGAUUUCGAUGGAUGACAAUGUCUCGGUAGCCAAUUCACUCAUAGAUAUGUAUGGAAAAAGUGGUUAUUUGAACAUUGCAUUGAGAAUUUUUCGUGGGACACAUAGAGACAUUGUAACAUGGAACACAUUGAUGUCAUCUUACACUCACAAUGGAAAUUUUGCUGAGGCCAUAGUCCUAUUUCAUAAAAUGAUCGUAGAGAAGGUGAAGCCCAACUCGGCAACAUUUGUAACGGUGCUUUCUGCUUGCUCUCAUCUCGCAUCUCUUAAAGAAGGAGAGCAAGUUCACUGUCACAUUAAGGAAAGAGGGAUAGAGAUCAAUUUGUCCGUUGCCGCUGCAUUGGUUGAUAUGUAUGCAAAAUGUGGGGAGCUCGAGAAAUCUAGAGAACUGUUCAACUCAAUGAAUGAGAGGGAUGCUAUUUCUUGGAAUGUCAUGAUCUCAGGUUAUGCUAUGCACGGACAUGCAGAAUCUGCAAUAGAAAUUUUCCACAACAUGGAAACUUCAAAUGUUAAACCAAAUGAAAUAACAUUCCUUUCUCUUCUUUCAGCCUGUAAUCAUUCAGGGCUUGUUGAACAAGGGAAGUAUCUGUUUGGUAGAAUGCAGGAAUUUUCUGUAAAGCCCAAUUUGAAGCACUAUGCUUGUAUGGUAGAUAUUCUUGGAAGGUCUGGUAAACUGCAAGAAGCUAAAGAUUUGGUUCUGUCAAUGCCCAUUACUCCUGAUGGUGGUGUAUGGGGAUCUCUGUUAGCUGCCUGUAAGAUUCACAAUGAAAUUGAAAUGGGUGCAAGGGUUGCUAAGCAUGCUAUAGAAUCUGAUCCAGAAAAUGACGGCUAUUAUAUAAUGCUUUCCAACCUGUAUAGUUCCAUUGGAAGGUGGGAUGAUGCUAUAAGUGUGAGAAAAAUGAUGCAGGAGAAGGGUGUGGGAAAGACAAAUGCAUGGAGUGUGGUGUAACUUGGGUUGUACUCACCCAUGGACGUGAUAAGUUUACUAGGGGAUAACCAGGACCUACCUCAUAUGCGCUGAUAGAAGCUGAAGAAGUUGAUCCUCCUUUGUCCUGCAAUUUGCCCCACCAGCCAAAAUGAGGCUAUAACGGCUAGUCAACUAAUUGCACCGGAGAUGGCUGUCUUGGCUACUCUCUUCAACGAAAGGUCAAAAGCUAUAUUGGAAUUCCACAUAUUGCACAAGUGACAUAAUUAAUAUCACCAAGUCUUAGGAUUUAGCAUGCCAAUCGACUCUGUCACUGGAGUUUGUGACCCAAACGUGUUCGCGGGGUUGGUGGCUUGGUGCUGAUAUGCAGAUAGCUGUCUUAGCUACUCUCUUCAACGAAAGGUCGAAAGCUAUAUUGGAAUUCCACAUAUUGCACAAGUGACAUAAUUAAUAUCACCAAGUCUUAGGAUUUAGCAUGCCAAUCGAUUCUGUCACAGGAGUUUGUGACCCAAACGUGUUCGGGGAAAUAAGGUGCAGGGAGAUCUGAGAGCUUUAUAGUGAUGUUUAAAGUCCAGAAAGUGCUCACUCUUCAACCAACCUUCACUAAUUGGGAUCCCACAUCGGAAAACUCUGCAUAAGUGAACUACUUAAUAUUGCAAGUCUUAGCAUGCUGAGCUCGUCACCGCAGCUUGUGAACCAAAUGUGAUAGGGGUAAUAAGGUUCGAGGACUGCCUCUUUGGUUUAUUAUAGCAGCGAAGGUUGCUAGUGAUGUUAAGGUCCAGAAAAUGCAAUAAAAGCACUCUUGAACCAACCUUCACUUUUGAAAAUUCUUUGUUCUUUGCCAUUUUCGAAUCAUUUUCGAAAACAAGAUAGAUUCGGCCUUUGGUUAAUAUAUAUAU
Rosa rugosa (rugosa rose) is the source of this 3349-nucleotide messenger RNA. RefSeq names its product pentatricopeptide repeat-containing protein At4g39952, mitochondrial-like. Gene Ontology annotation, molecular function: RNA binding; protein binding. Lineage: Eukaryota; Viridiplantae; Streptophyta; Magnoliopsida; Rosales; Rosaceae. Gene Ontology annotation, biological process: RNA modification. The transcript has 2 exons. The record is from RefSeq and is a predicted model, not a curated record. Bases 141 to 2474 code for a protein of 777 amino acids.